This is a messenger RNA of Aspergillus neoniger CBS 115656, 719 nucleotides long. RefSeq lists its product as uncharacterized. The record is from RefSeq and is a predicted model, not a curated record. The transcript is spliced from 2 exons. Bases 166 to 369 code for a protein of 67 amino acids. Lineage: Eukaryota; Fungi; Ascomycota; Eurotiomycetes; Eurotiales; Aspergillaceae.
CUCUUAUACCAUGUUCCAUGCUCCUUUCCUUUCCCCUCGGUCAUUUAAUACCACUCUCCCGAAGGACAAUUGUGUUUUAUGAUUUGAAGUCUUUUGCCUCUUGAUCAAAGCCAUCCACUCCCAUUGGGUUGCAAAAGUCCAAGGUCUCCAGUUCAAUACAGCAAGAUGAUUGUGACGCGCGGAAUAUCAUUGACAAACUUUGUCGUGGCAUCGUCGGCACUCGCAUUCCAAGUUUUUGUUCUGUAUCCAUGGCACAAGCAGCUCGAUGACGGAUUCGAGGCCCUUAAGAAAGAGCACCUCCGAGUCUUAAAGUCUCUUGAACAGCUACAACAUGACAGCCGGAAGCAGCUUGACGGACGAUUGACUUAAAAUAUGGAUGGAUCACUACGGCGAAAUGUGGCGAUAGAAUAGACGGAUAGGGUUAAUCAAACGCGGCAUAGACACGGCCUCCUUCUCGAUAGUAAUGUCGGAUUGCAUGAGCCAGCGGAAGGUAUUACUCGGGAUAAUGUACAGGAGUCUUACAAUGAGCUUAUCGUGUGUCUUGUACUUUCCAGAUUUGAAACAGCGAUGUAUUACUGCCUUGAAAGUCGAGAGCCUGUAACAUUAAGCCACUCUUUCAACUUGAUGGUCGAGCGAUGCAAGCUAUGUGUUAAUUGAACUACGAUGCAUCAUUUUUCGAGGAAAUGACCGCCGCAGAAAAUGAAGGUUUUUUGGUUCGC